Molecule: messenger RNA, 1945 nt
Organism: Exophiala mesophila
Lineage: Eukaryota; Fungi; Ascomycota; Eurotiomycetes; Chaetothyriales; Herpotrichiellaceae
Exons: 2
Coding region: 206-1945 (579 amino acids)
Molecular function (GO): catalytic activity
Source: RefSeq, a predicted model, not a curated record
CUUACAAGCAAUUUAUAUAGGAGAGUCUCGGCCAGCAUUGUGAGACGGCCAAGCACUGGCCUACUUCGGUCACUAUUGAUUUCCUAACCCUUUGCUUGUCUGAACCCCACCGGAAACUCUUACUAUAUCUCUCGCGCUUCUCACUUCCGUUAUCUCAAUUUGCACAGUCGGCUUAUCAUUGAAAUCAAAAAUACUAGGCCUCAACAUGUCGACCGUUGCACUGCCCAACACGGACUUCAAGUCUCAGAUUACUGUCGAGGAUUUGAGAUCAUUGGCAGCCAGGUUUAAUAUCCUCCUCGAGGCUGGAUCUGACGAAGAUGCAUAUUUGAAAUUGUUGCAAGCUGCCGAGGCAAUUUAUGAACACGUCGAAACUAUAGACGACUAUAUUCAUCCAGACCUGGUCCCUGUUCCAACUGUGAAUGAACGUCGUUUCUGGAGACCAAAGCCUGAAGACAACCCGCUCAAUGCCUGGAGUCAUCGGACCUCUCUUCUAGCUGCUAGUCCCGAAAGCAACCUUCUCAAAGGCCGUUCGAUUGCAUUCAAGGACAACAUUGCCGUGGGAGGACUACCUACCACCAUCGGUACCCGCUCCAGUCUCCUGUCCAGGGAAGGUGUCGAUUACCCUAUAUCGACUAUCGACUCUACCGUGGUGUCUAGAGUUCUGAAGGCCGGUGCGACAGUCAAGGGAACCACAACAUGUGAGACGUACUCAGCAUCAACUCUUUCUUCAACGUCCUUCAAUGGACCUGUCCAGAAUCCCUGGGCGUACGGUUACAGUGCCGGUGGCAGCAGCAGCGGCAGCGGUGCCUUGAUUGGUUCCAAUGAAGUCUCCAAGCUUAAAGGUGUCAGCUUUGGUGAGAGUAUCGACAUGGCUAUCGGAGGUGACCAAGGAGGCAGCAUUCGACUCCCAGCAGCCUAUAAUGGCUGCUAUGGAAUGAAAGCCACUCACGGCUUGAUCCCUUACACAGGUGUCAUGGCACUAUCACCGAUGGUUGACCAUGUGGGACCCAUCGCCAACAGCCUGGAGGAUAUCGCAUUGCUAUUACAGGUUCUGGCUGGCUACGAUGGUAUCGACGCCCGGAUGACGGCCGAAGCACCUUUGAGAAAUAAUGUGCUCGAUUAUCCAGCCUUGCUACGCGAGUCCUUUGCCGAAUGUGAUUCACUUCUGUCACCGCCGAGAAGUCGCCUUAGAGUUGGAUUGCUCAAAGAAUCUUUCCAAAUACCAGGGAUGGACCCAAGAAUCAGUGAUCAUGUCUACUCGUCCGCCAAACAGGCUUUCCAAGAAAUGGGAGCCCAAGUUGUCGACGUCUCGGUGCCUAUGCACAAAGACGGACCAUUGAUCUGGACUGCAGCAACGCGAGCGACCAUGUCGGAUUGGGGUGUUGCUAUGCAAACACCAGGAUACCUAUCUUAUCAUCCCCCUCACAUGAGACUCCAAUGGCCACCGAACCAGGAGAUGUACGAAGCACUGUCAGACACAAACCCCACAGUCAUGAAUCUGGUCUUCUGCAGUACCUUUCUGAAAGAAAAAUAUGGACCCGGAAUUGAAGCCAAAUCCCACCGCAAGGUGUUCCAGCUACGUCAAGCAUAUGACGACGCUUUGAAACAAUUCGACGUUCUAAUCACACCAACCACUCUCGGUCUGGCAUCCCAGCACCCUGAGCUCAAACGAGAAGGAAAGAGAACCGGCAUUAUGGAGAGGAUAAACCCGGCCAUUGGCCUCAGCUCUAAUACGUGUCCCUUCAACGUCACUGGCCAUCCGGCUCUCAGUGUCCCGUGCGGUUUUGAGAGGGACGAUGAGACUGGGCAGCAAUUGCCAGUUGGUAUGCAAAUCAUAGGGAAGCGCUGGGACGAAAAGACUGUUCUCAAAGCUGCAGCCUUUUUCCAAGUCGGCCAGCAGGCAAGAGACCGCAGAGCAACUGCUGCGGUGCAGUCACAUCUGUGA